AUGUCGCCACUUCAACCACCCAUCACACCCCUUGUUGCUCUGGUGUCCUUGCUCCUUCUCAUCCCAUGGGAUACAACACCAAAGUGGGGUGAGGCCCUUCAAUUGGGUGGGGCGGGUAGUCGAUCCAACUCGAGAACAGAGGUGACCACAAGCGCUUAUCCCAGUUAUCCCACAGAAGGGGGUCACACUUACGUCGAGAACACAACGGGAGCACCAAUAUGGGAGGGCAAUCCCACCGAGUACACCAUUGGGGGCGUGCUCAGUGGCUUGGAAGGCGUGGAACACUACUUCACACAAAUACUCUCGGAUGUGGAACGCUUGAAGCUAAACAAUUUGGUGAGUCUCAACUAUGCCACUCAAACCAUGGAUUCCAACCCAAUCCGAACUGCCAUCAAUGUUUGCAGCCAACUCAUCAAAAGAAAGGUUUAUGCCAUUGUGGUGUCCAAGCCCAAAUCCGGGGAUCUAUCCCCCGCCUCUGUAUCGUACACAGCGGGCUUUUAUCACAUUCCCGUCAUUGGGAUCAGUUCCAGAGACAGCGCCUUUUCAGACAAGAAUAUCCAUGUGUCGUUUCUCCGGACCGUUCCUCCGUACAGUCAUCAAGCUGAUGUGUGGGUGGAAAUGCUCAAGAUCUUCAAAUAUCGUCAGCUCGUAUUCAUUCAUUCAUCGGACACGGACGGCCGUGCGUUGUUGGGGCGUUUCCAAACCAAGACCCAAGACCUCCAAGCCGAAGAUCAGGAGGUCAAGGUGCAGGUCGAGAAAAUCGAGGAAUUUGAACCCGGCAAGUCAUCCUACUACGACACACUAAGCACCAUCAAGGAAUGCCAAGCCCGAGUGUACUUUCUUUAUGCCAGCACGGAGGACGCAGACCAAAUAUUUCGUGAUGCCACCAACCUGAACAUGACCGGCGAAGGCUACGUUUGGAUUGUGACUGAGCAGGCUCUACUUUCGCAGACCAUUCCUAGUGGCACAUUGGGACUUCAGUUGGUCAGCUCUGAGGGCGAGCGAGGACAUAUUAGUGAUUCUCUGAACAUCUUGGCGCAAGCCUUGGAGAACCUGCACAAGAACGAGAAUGUCACCGAGGCUCCGGGCAAUUGCAACAAGUCCGGAAACGUUUGGGAAUCGGGUCGGAAGUUCUUCGAGUAUAUCCGGAAGCAAAUUUUAGCCGCGGGUGUCACCGGUCGAGUGGCUUUUGAUGAUAUGGGAGACCGCCUGUUUGCCGAAUACAAGGUCAUCAACGUGCAAGCCGAUCACCGCAACAACUUUCCCAAAGGAGUCAAAGUGGGUAAUUACAAGUACUCGGAGAUGAGCAGCAAGAUGCAUUUGGAAAUCAAUGAGGACGCGAUCAUUUGGCCGGGUGGACUCACUCAAAAACCCACGGGCCUGAUGAUCCCCACGCAUUUGAAAGUGGUCACCAUCUUUGAAAAGCCCUUCGUGUACACACGCAAGCUCAAUGUCAGUUCCACGGAAGUCUUCCACAAUCUCCGUCAAAUGGAGACGGCCAAUAGUUAUUCGUCGAGUAAUAGUUUUAGCAACAAUUUCAAUAAACAAGAUGUCGCUAGUGGUAGCAGUAGUAAUAAUAACAACAACAACCACGGGAAUGGAAUGAAAGUUUCGUGGAGUGAUUUCGCAGACCUUGGCCUGGAUAAGGCCAAAGUUGACUCGAGCAGCACGGCCAAGCCUCCGCCUGAGAUGGCCAAUAGUGAUAAAAGUGGCGGCGGUCAAGGCCAAACCGCGAGUGCUCCAAGUGAUAUUUCAAAGCCAAGCCGGAAAUUGCCAGAAAAUGCCUGUGAUCCCACAUAUGGGGAGGUCCCAUGUCCCGCCUACAACAAGCACUGGAACGAAGAUGAUCCAGAUUCCAAAACGUACACGGAGGAGAUGUAUUGCUGUCGUGGAUAUUGCAUUGAUCUCCUUCAUUUGCUGUCCAGCCACUCCAACUUUACCUUCAGCCUUCAUUUGGCACAAGAUGAGUAUGGAACCUUGGAGAGGAACAAUCUAACGGGGAAGCAAGAAUGGACCGGUCUCAUGGGUGAGCUCGUAGGUGAACGAGCUGAUAUGAUCGUGGCUCCAUUGACCAUCAAUCCUGAGCGUGCUCAAGUGAUCGAGUUCAGCAAGCCCUUCAAAUAUCAAGGCAUCACCAUUCUUCAAAAAAGACAACCUCGAGCCUCGCAAUUGGUCUCGUUCUUGCAACCCUUCAAGUACACCCUGUGGGUGUUGGUGCUGGUCUCUGUCCACGUGGUGGCACUCUGUCUGUAUCUACUGGAUCGAUUCUCGCCUUUCGGUCACCUGGGAUCUCCAUCCAGAGGCCACUCGGAUGAGCACCGAGCGGUGGAAUUACUCCAGAGGGAAGAGUCGCUCAAUUUCACUUCGGCCAUAUGGUUCGCAUGGGGAGUGCUGCUCAAUUCCGGAAUUGGGGAAGGCACACCUCGAAGUUUCUCUGCCCGUGUCUUGGGCAUGGUGUGGGCCGGUUUCGCCAUGAUCAUCGUUGCUUCCUAUACUGCCAAUUUGGCCGCCUUUUUGGUGUUGGACAAGCCCAGGACCAGCCUCACUGGGAUCAACGAUCCGAGGCUGCGGAAUCCAAUGGAAAACUUUACUUACGCCACGGUGAAGGGUUCUGCCGUGGAUCUGUAUUUCCGUCGACAAGUGGAGUUGUCCAAUAUGUACCGAACCAUGGAGGGCAAGCAUUUCCCAAGUCCAGAGAAGGCAAUUCAGGCUGUGAAAGAAGGCAAACUCCAUGCCUUCAUCUGGGACAGUUCUCGUUUGGAGUUCGAGGCUGCCCAUGACUGUGAUCUUAUUACUGCUGGUGAUCUCUUCGGGAGGAGUGGCUAUGGGGUGGGGCUUCAAAAAGGCUCGCCUUGGGCUGACAAAGUUACGUUAGCCAUUCUACACUUUCACGAGAGCGGAAAAAUGGAGGAAUUGGACAACAAAUGGAUCCUGCUCAAUAACAACGCCAUGCAGUGCCACGAGAAGGACGACAAUUCACCCGCCACUCUCGGCCUCAAGAAUAUGAGGGGCGUGUUCAUCUUGGUGGGUGUGGGUAUUGCUGGCGGCUUGGGGCUCAUUGUGAUAGAAAUCGUCUACAAAAAACACCAGAUGAGGAAACAAAAGCGCCAUGCUAUCGCACGUACUGCCAUCUAUCGUUGGAAAAGUAACAUACAGAAGAGACGUGUCACCAGACACACCAAACAUUUUCGCGCCAAUGGCGUUCGGGCCAGUGUGGCCAGUGAUUUCACGGAGACCACCCCGGAUUCCAUAGCUACCAUUUCCGUGGGAUCCUUGCCACAUCGAGACCUGUAUCCCGACGACUCCACAUGGAGACUGGCUAUGGAAGCUCGUAUUCCAAUCGCCAGCCACAGCGUAACCAGAGGAGAUUACCGCCAAAAUAUCGGCACCACCACCUCUUUACAACGUCCCAAGUCAGCUCAACCGGUGCGCCACUAUCGAAGUCAAGAGCAACUAAACGAGAGCUACACACCAAAGAGUCCUAUUCUUCCCACCCGCCGGAGCGCCCCCCGGCUCCAGGAGCUCAACUCCAGUCCAAUCAAACGAGGCUGCACUCAGCAUCCUCCUAGUCACUUCUUGCCCAAGCACGGUCUGGCCCCCUUGCCGGCCGAGCCUUUGAAUACCGGCCCCAUUCGCCAUGUGCGGGCCCCGAAAUCCCCGUUGGUGGGGGAACCGCAUCACAUUUACCUCCAGCCUCCUCCACACUAUGGUGCCCUGGCCAAAUCACCGUCCUCGUCGGAUUCUUCCAAGAAAAAACUAAAUGCCGUGGUGAUGAUCCAGCCACCAGCUAAGGGCUCCAAACUUAGUCUGACUGGUGGUCGGAAAAAGCCGAAGAGUUUAUGGCCUAUGGAUAAAUCCAAACAAGUGCCAAAGUUACCCGAACCCAGAGCUGGAUUGAGAGAAGAGGAUUUCUUGUCUAGUCCAGAGUAUCCAACCGUGACUUUGGACUUGACGGUAGGGCCGGAAUUUGAAGGAGAGCUGCGACAUCGAGGUAUUCCCAAACCACCUCCUCCACCCAAAUUGUAUUGGCAAAACAAACGGCAACACCCGGGCGGGAAACCAGCUCACAAGAAGAAGCAACAUCACUUUUAUGACCCCUAUGCGGGCGAUUAUGCCGGAAGCAAUGUCUCCAUGUACAGUGGCACUUCUCGAACCAGCAAAGGCCAUCGAUAUUCCUUUGAAGACAGUGACGUUUGAAGCACUCUGGAGCCGUCUCAAAUUGGCAAAUUGGCCAGAAGCUCUCUUUUUCGGAGAAAGGUAUUGGUGCUACGUCAUGCAUGAAGCUCUGCUCCAAAUUCAGAUUCGUGGAAGAUGUAUCCAGAAUGAGGCCAAAUCUUGUCUAAUCGUAGGAGGGCCCCAAAUCGGAUCUAGUUGAUCUAUUUUGUAGGAAAAAAGAUAUGGAGAACAGCAUGAUCAAUGUGAUUUUCAGAUAUGAUUGUCCAAUCUGCUUUAUAUACAAUAAAACAGCACACAAUAAACUUG
Messenger RNA from Tigriopus californicus, 4482 nucleotides. Its product is annotated as glutamate [NMDA] receptor subunit 1-like. Gene Ontology annotation, molecular function: NMDA glutamate receptor activity. The transcript has 15 exons. Gene Ontology annotation, cellular component: neuron projection; plasma membrane; NMDA selective glutamate receptor complex. The record is from RefSeq and is a predicted model, not a curated record. NCBI's taxonomy places the organism in Eukaryota, Metazoa, Arthropoda, Copepoda, Harpacticoida, Harpacticidae. Bases 1 to 4197 code for a protein of 1398 amino acids. Gene Ontology annotation, biological process: monoatomic ion transport; chemical synaptic transmission; ionotropic glutamate receptor signaling pathway.